Messenger RNA from Diceros bicornis minor, 2503 nucleotides. RefSeq names its product protein kinase AMP-activated non-catalytic subunit gamma 1 (gene PRKAG1). The coding region runs from base 906 to 1892 and encodes 328 amino acids. NCBI's taxonomy places the organism in Eukaryota, Metazoa, Chordata, Mammalia, Perissodactyla, Rhinocerotidae. The transcript has 12 exons. The record is from RefSeq and is a predicted model, not a curated record.
AUUAAAAAACAAAACAAUUGAGAAUUAUAUGCAAAAUCACAUGCUAGUUGUAUGGAGAAUACAAAGAAAUAUAAACUAGUUCCAGGCUUCCAGGAAUUUAUAAUCUAUUUGGAUAGAGAAUGAACAAAAUAACUGUAGCACAGUGUAGUAUGUAUCAUAUGAUGGGUACAAUAAUUUCUAAAGAAGUGGCAGUUUCUGUGUCUUUGUAUAGAUCUUUGUGAGACUGUUAUACCAUGUGUGUAUCUUUACAGCUGAACAGCCCUCUCUCCCACUUAUAAGUGAUGAGGCUGUUGUUCCGAAAGCUUUGCCAAAAUGCCAGGCCAAGCUGAUAGUUGUAUGCAGCCCAGAGAGAAGAGAGGAGAUUAUCCCCCUUCCUCCCUGCCCCCACCCUGGCCCAUUAGGGGAGGGAAGUUUAGGGCUGUCCUGCCAACUUGACCCUGUUUACCAUAAGCCAACCUCCCAGAUUCAGGCCAAGGCCUUUAACUUCAUGUUACUACAGCAGCUAUGGAGGUGAAGUAUGACUUUAAGUUACUUUUGGGAUAUUACCCAGAGCAAAUGGAGCCAAAACUGUUGAUUCCAAUGGAUGAAAAUUAUCAUGAUCCCUCCUGACUUCCUAGAUAACAAUGAAAUUUCCAAAUGUUCCCACUUGAGUGACCACAGAGAUGGUUCUGAAGGUUUCUCUGUAUUCAAAGCACUCUCUAAUCUCAGACUGUCAUAGGCAAGGAAACUUGGAAAGCCAGCACUGUCUGGGCUGUAGCGGCCUUUGACUCACAAGGGUGCUGAGAGGACCCAGGUCCCCAGUUUCAGAACAUUUGUGCUCCUCAUCUACCCUCAAUCAUUCAAACGUCGACUCGCUCUCUUGACAGUCGGCUGCUGGAAUCCUCCCCAGAUGUGGCCCUCUCUCAAUGGUCACUUCUUCAGAUAGCCACCCAGCUCUGGAAAAUGAGCAUCCUCAAGAGACCCCAGAAUCCAACAAUAGCGUGUAUACUUCCUUCAUGAAGUCUCAUCGCUGCUAUGACCUGAUUCCCACAAGCUCCAAAUUGGUUGUAUUUGAUACUUCCCUGCAGGUGAAGAAAGCUUUCUUUGCUUUGGUGACUAAUGGUGUACGAGCUGCCCCUUUGUGGGAUAGUAAGAAGCAAAGUUUUGUGGGCAUGCUGACCAUCACUGAUUUCAUCAAUAUCCUGCACCGCUACUAUAAGUCAGCCUUGGUACAGAUCUAUGAGCUGGAAGAACACAAGAUAGAAACUUGGAGAGAGGUGUAUCUACAGGACUCCUUUAAACCACUUGUCUGCAUUUCUCCUAAUGCCAGCUUGUUUGAUGCCGUCUCUUCAUUAAUUCGAAACAAGAUCCACAGGCUGCCAGUUAUUGACCCGGAAUCAGGCAACACCUUGUACAUCCUCACCCACAAGCGCAUCCUCAAGUUCCUCAAAUUGUUUAUCACUGAGUUCCCCAAGCCAGAGUUCAUGUCCAAGUCUCUGGAAGAGCUACAGAUUGGCACCUAUGCCAACAUUGCCAUGGUCCGCACUACCACCCCUGUCUAUGUGGCUCUGGGCAUCUUUGUACAGCACCGAGUCUCAGCCCUGCCAGUGGUGGAUGAGAAAGGGCGUGUGGUGGACAUCUACUCCAAGUUUGAUGUUAUCAAUCUGGCAGCAGAAAAGACCUACAACAACCUAGAUGUGUCUGUGACCAAAGCCCUGCAACAUCGAUCGCAUUACUUUGAGGGUGUCCUCAAGUGCUACCUGCAUGAGACUCUGGAGACCAUAAUCAACAGGCUGGUGGAAGCAGAGGUUCACCGACUUGUAGUGGUGGAUGAGAAUGAUGUGGUCAAGGGAAUUGUAUCACUGUCUGACAUCCUGCAGGCCCUGGUGCUCACAGGCGGAGAGAAGCCCUGAGCUGGGGCAAGGGGUCAGGCAUCACCAGGGGCUGUGCCCCACUCACUGCCCGCCCGAGGCUCUGGGAGCCACAGAUGAAACCUUGAGAGAAUUGUGACUCUGUUCCCUGCUCUGCAGCCCCCUACCCUUCCACCUGGGAGCUGGGGAAGGUGUUGGGGGAGGAAGGAGAAUGGAUUUUUAGCUGUCCUUGUCCUCACACAUACACUUGAGGAAAACUUUCAGCCUAGCCCAUCCUAGCGUCUGUCCUCUUAGACAUAGCCCCCUUUCUGGGUGAACUAUGGGCUCUGUGCUCCUCAGGCAAAUUCUGAUCUCUAAGAGAUCCCCAGACCUCACCCAGCCUUUGCCUGUAUCUCUGCCCCUGACUCCACCCUAGAUAAUAGGACAACAAAACUCGAGAUAUUUUUAUUCAUCCUGUUUCAUGCUGUAUGAGGGGGCUGAGUCCAUUUAGUGACAUUUCUUCCCAUAAUGGGAGUGGGGAGGAGGGCCUUUGGGUCCCUGUGCUGUGUGCAUAUGAAGGGAGAAGGGGGUUAGGUGGAGGAGGAGGGCAGAGUGGUUAGCUGAGGUUAUUGCUUCUCAUGGCAAACCUAAUUAAAAUGACGGGAACCUCGUCA